Phlebotomus argentipes is the source of this 850-nucleotide messenger RNA. RefSeq names its product WD repeat-containing protein 20-like. The annotation marks the transcript as partial. NCBI's taxonomy places the organism in Eukaryota, Metazoa, Arthropoda, Insecta, Diptera, Psychodidae. Gene Ontology annotation, molecular function: protein binding. The transcript has 2 exons. The record is from RefSeq and is a predicted model, not a curated record.
UGGGCGAGAGUCUGACAGUGACAGUGUGAGCAGGAGUUUUUUGAUGGCAAAUUUUGGGAUUUUGUAGAUUUUCACGGGAUUUUCAGCACUGUGCAGUGCGUGAUCGGGUCAAUUGGGCAGUAUGCCUCGUGCAGGAGCAGCAGGAAUGCCCUGAGGCAGUGUGCAGGGACGUGCAAAGACAGUGAUUUUUCGCCAUUCGUCCGCGCGGAGCAUCUCGGGCGCCCCCCUCUCAGCAGGAGGAAAAAGUGGUGUGGCCGCGGGCAUCGUGGAUGAGCUUGUGGUGUGAAGUGGCCAGCAGUGUGUCGGAAUGGCUGUGCAACUGGACCAGAACGGCAAGGAUGACCUGAAGACGCAGUUCGUCACGCGGGAGGGCACCUAUCGUCUCAUGACGCUCUCGGAGUACUCGCGGCCCAAUCGCGUCGGCUACACCAGCAACCAGAGCUCCCCGCAGGUGCGCGUCUCCAUCGUGUCGCUGCCCAGCCACCAGGCGACGGCGCCGCCCCCGCCGCCCGCCACCGCCAACGGUCAGGAGGCGUCCGGGUACGCCCUGGCGGCGGCCGGAGGCGACCGGAUCUGCUACAACUUCGGCAAGGAGCUCUUCGUAUACGCCUACCGCGGCGUGAAGAAGCAAACGGCGGAUCUGAGCAAGCCCAUUGAUAAGAAACUGUACAAGGGAACCAAUCCGAGUUGCCAUGAUUUCAAUUCGACCAACGCGAUGGGCGAAGGCGCUCCACUUCUUGUGGGCUUCACCACUGGACAGAUUCAGCUAGUUCAGCCGGGCCGUCGAGAGCCGGGAAAAUUGUACAACGAGGAGGUAAAAAAGAGAGAGAAAAAUCCCAUUAGAAUGCUU